Phytomonas sp. Hart1 is the source of this 1580-nucleotide messenger RNA. The record is from the annotation of a GenBank genome assembly. NCBI's taxonomy places the organism in Eukaryota, Euglenozoa, Kinetoplastea, Trypanosomatida, Trypanosomatidae.
AAUUUUAGGUACAUAACUAGUCUCGCUUUUUCUUGACCUAUCAUAGCUUUCCUUUCUUCUACAAUAAUACGCAUAUACUUUCAUCUAGGCUAACAUCAAUGGGAGCAGCAUCUUCUAAACCUGCUCGGCAAGCUCCCGUACGUUUCGUAGCUAAACGAAUGCCCCGCGUAGACAAGACGACAGCUGAAGAGCAAUUUAAGAAACCUCAGUUUACUGCACAAGGCAUCAACACACGACAAGAUGAUGUCAACACCGAGCCCUUAAUGUAUGUAGAAUCAUCCAAGGAUGCUAAUAGCACGGAGUUAACUGACCACUCCGCCCCACGAUGGUAUAUUAACACAUACAUGGAGAUGCUCGAUAAUGUUCGAACGAAUCAAACCAUUAUCUCCGGGAAUCUACCACUCUCCUGGGAGCGCGACAAGUACGAGCCGUACUCUUUGGUGCGCGACCGAAUCGAUGACGAAGAUUUGCAGUGGGUUUUAGCACCUGAGCAGCGAAAAAUGAGUUUGGAUGAAUUAGUGCAGCACACCAAGUUAGCGCCUCAUGCCCUACAGGAUAUUUUAGAUACUGUUGAGCUUCCCCGUACGCAGUAUCGAAACUACAAAGGUAAGCUGCACAAAUCUAUUGAAGACGCCAAUAAGCAUAUGGAGGUUCGGAAAGAACAGCUAGAACGUGCGCGUGAAAGUGAAAUUCUUCGUCAAAUUGGUUAUUCCGAUGAGGAGAUUGCCAAGGAUGAACAAUAUCUAACUAACAGGCCACGAGGUUUAAAGACACUAGAUGAUCUUGGUGUAAGUUUGCGCAAGAAGGAGCAACUAGAACGGACUAUUAAGAUGAAUGAAUUGGAUGAGAUGCUGAAGGAACGAGACAUUGAGCAGAUCGAAAGCGGUGAGCUGAAGCUAACGGAGGAGAUGCUUGAGAAACCCAAAAAGAUGUUUUACCGUCACAAACCUUUUGAUACGCGUAAGGGCACCUACGAGCGGAUGUAUGCCGCGGAUAUUGGCAAAGAUGAGGUCAACAGAGAGAAACUACACUGGUGGUUCGAUAGGCGAAAUAAGGUGCGGCGGGGUGUCGACAAGAUUCACGGGGUUGCCAGGUACAACGAUCGUCUCACAGCUAAUGAAGAGCAAACGCGCCAACAAAUGCAAGAAGCUAGAAACUUUAGUUAUGAUUUAGCAAGAUCUCAAGGUGCUAAGGGCUUCACCGAUCCCGCUGGCCAUUUUGAGGAUAUGAUUGCGAUGAUGCGGUACAAUAAAUCCGUAUCUGGAGCUGAGGUGACGACUGAAAUUCAAGAAGACGGGGUAACCGAACAAUACGAUAUUUACAAAUUUCCACAUAUCAAACCACACAUCAAAACUUCUUCUGAAAGCCUGGUGCGUAAUCGUGACGAAAUGCAAGCUAGUGAUACUCAAACGGAUCUGUUCUCAGCCUCUAGUCUUCCUGACUCACCGCCUACCGCUAGUGUUUCUUCUGAGGUUGGGGUGGAUAGUCUUGUUAAAAAGAAAUCUGCUGCUUUGACCCAAAAGCCGCCGACUGUCUCUGGGGCCUCCAUAUGUGGAGAAAAUAAAGACAAGAAUGACUAG